Molecule: messenger RNA, 4666 nt
Organism: Amblyraja radiata (thorny skate)
Lineage: Eukaryota; Metazoa; Chordata; Chondrichthyes; Rajiformes; Rajidae
Gene: slc30a9
Product: solute carrier family 30 member 9
Exons: 19
Coding region: 213-1883 (556 amino acids)
Biological process (GO): zinc ion transport; transmembrane transport; intracellular zinc ion homeostasis
Cellular component (GO): endoplasmic reticulum; membrane
Molecular function (GO): monoatomic cation transmembrane transporter activity
Source: RefSeq, a predicted model, not a curated record
UCUCGCGGAGGCCGGGCCGGGCCGGGCGUGAUCUCGCGACGCGUGGUGUCGGCGCGGCUGUGAGCAGCAGAGCGAGCUUUUUGUGUGAGGCGGCGGCGGCGAUGAAUGAGGAAGAAUGAGCGGCUGUGCGCCAUGAAGGUGGGACGUCGGAGCCGCAGGAGAACACACAGGAGAACACACAGGCGGACAGAAUUUGUGUCGUGAAAAAAUAUAUGAAUAUGUUUCUUGGCUUAGUUAAAAAACCAUGGCUCACAGUGUGCAACAUUUACCUCCGACAAUACGCUAUCAGAGCUGGUCUGGCCCAUAAUGUUUUCAAGAACAAUGUGGCCAAUCAAAAUCUGUGGCAUAAUAUAGGAUUACAUUUUCCUAUCAGUGCUGUUGCCCAGCUGCGUUUAUGUUCAUCCAAUGGCAAAAAGGAUGGCACUACUGAUUCCAGUAGUUGCCAAGAACCCCCAAAAACUGGGUCAAGUUCUUCAAGUCAACCUGCUUUGGAGCAAAUCCAAGUGAAAGUUAAAGCUAUUCUGAAGAAACGUGAUUAUGGGUCCACAUACACUCAAAAUAAUUUCAUCACAGCAAUGCGAGCAAUGAAUGAAUUCUGUUUAAAACCCAGUGACCUGGAGAAGUUAAGAAAAAUAAGACGGCGAAGCCCCCAUGAUGAUACAGAAGCUUUUACUGUACAUUUGAGAUCUGACAUAGUAGCUAGGGCUCUUGAGGUGCAUGGAAGUUUGGAAGCGCUUGCAAGGGCAAAACAUCAUCGCAAAGAAGUAGACAUUGUAUAUAAGGAAAAUCUUUUCAGGAACCAGAAAUUAAUGAAGGAAUACCAGGAUUUUUUGGGUAUGACUAUGCCUAGGUCAACUAAGUCAACGCCAUUUUUACAAGGGCCAGGAAAGGUGGUGAUGGUUGCUAUUUGUGUCAAUGGACUGAAUUUUAUCUUCAAACUACUUGCCUGGGUUUAUACAGGGUCCGCAUCGAUGUUCUCAGAAGCUAUACAUUCAUUAGCUGACACUUGCAACCAGGCUUUGCUAGCAGUGGGUGUCAUUCAGUCGUCCAAGAUUCCAGAUCCUGGCCACCCGUAUGGAUUUACAAAUAUGCGCUCCAUUGCAUCCCUCAUCAGUGGAGUAGGGAUUUUUAUGAUGGGUGCAGGACUCUCCUGGUACCAUGGAAUUAAUGGACUUUUACAUCCCCAUCAUAUAGAAUCCUUAAUGUGGGCCUAUUUUAUUCUGGCUGGUUCAUUAGUGUCAGAAGGAGCAACACUUUUGGUAGCAAUAAAUGAACUCCGAAAGAGUGCUCGUGCUAGAGGAAUAACAUUUUAUCAAUAUGUGGUGCAUAGUCAUGACCCGACCACCAAUGUUGUUCUGUUGGAAGAUGCAGCUGCUGUGCUAGGAAUAUUAUUAGCUGGCAGCUGUAUGGCGCUAACGUCCCUUACAGGUAAUCCAUAUUAUGAUAGCAUUGGCUCUCUUGGUAUCGGAACUCUCUUGGGCAUUAUUUCAACAUUUUUGAUCUACACAAAUACUGAGGCUCUGAUUGGGAGGUCGAUCCAGCCAGAAAAUGUACAAAGGCUUACUGAACUUUUGGAGAAUGACCCUUCAGUAAGGGCUGUGCACGAUGUAAAGGCCACUGACAUGGGUAUGAAUACAGUUCGUUUUAAAGCAGAAGUUGAUUUUGAUGGAAGGAUAGUGACAAGAUCUUACCUGGAGAAGCAAGACAUUGACAUAAUCUUAAAUGAAAUUCAGCUGGUAAAAUCUCCUGAGGAAUUGGAAGCAUUUAUGCUGAAACACGGAGAGAAUAUUAUUGAUACAUUGGGAGCCGAGGUUGAUCGAUUAGAAAAGGCACUUAAGCAAAAGUAUCCAGAUGUACGUCAUGUGGAUUUGGAGAUCUUAUGAAAAUGCCAGGAUAUCAAAUGAAAAUCAUCAUAAAUACAAGGGGAAAAAACCCUCCAAUGUCUACUGUAGUCAUUGUAAGCUAAUAUUAUCACAUGCUGUUAUUUAAAACAUUUCAUGAUCCAAUUUAUGGAAGGCUGACAUGGUUGCAGUGGUAUGGAGGGAUCUAUUGUGUUGUAACAUGGUUAAGGAAGUGGUUCAAACAUUGAUUAUUAGCAGUGCAACUAUUUUGAAUAUCUUCCUGGCUGCUAUUCAUUAGAAUGCUAUUCAUCAGAUUGUUCAGAAGCCAGGCAUGGUUGGGGCAGGAAUGAGAUUGAAAUAGACAGCUUGGCCCACCUGUUCUCAAGUCUGAUAGAUAAACUAACUUUCCAUUGAAACAUAUUCCUUGGUUUGCUGAUGUAAAAUUACCCUGAUUCAAACAUUACACCAUUCUGUUUCAUCUUGUUCAGGUUUGACAUAAUGCUAACUGAAAAGAUGAAGGCUAACUUCACAAUCUUUUUUAAUUCUGGGUCCAUUGAGUUUACUCGUAAAUUUAAACCAAAAUUAUAUGGAAGGAAAUAAAAUGCAUCUUAAUCUCUUACAUGCAAAGUCCUGAGUUUCAUUUCAAAUCUUGGAGAAUAUUUCACAGUGAGAAACAAAAUUAUCUAAUAUUUAAGUUUGAAUUUUAGUACUCAGACCAUAAUGGGAGCGUUUUCAGAUUUGUGGUAUGAGUUUAUCAAAUAGCGAAUCCCCUUAUUUAAACUAAAAUCAGAAAACAGAAGUUGACUUACUUUAUGAAAUAUUUAACAACCCAAAGGAUACAUUAUGUUGUGGUAAUCUGGGAAACUCAGCAAAUGCUACUCAAAUUGCUUUACAGGAAGAGCUGAAAUUUGCCCUUGUUUACAUUGUGAGUGUCGUAUCCAUCCACCAAAGUAAAUACUUAUUUAUUAAUGGUAAUAGGCAAAGCAGAGAACUGUGUUCAGUUUAGAAAUUACAAGUUUGCUGUUACAUGCAAAAUCUGCUGAAAUUAUCAUUUGAACUUAGUGAUCUAAACUAUAUAUGUAUAUUUAUGAAAUUGAAAAAUUAGUGGAACACACCAGAGCUGUACAUCUUUUUUGACAGCAUGGGAGUUAGAACUGUUGGAAUUAAAGGUGCUAUAAAAAUCUUGAAGUCCAUCUCAUUUAAGGGUGCAAGAUGAUGUGUUUACCAAAUCCACUCGUUUCUAAUCUCUUUUUGCCAUUUCUAAGAGAACCAAUUAAAACAUCAAUAGUUCUGAACAAGUUCUAAAUGCCUGUAAGUUCAGUACAAAAUGCUGUGACGAUACAGGCUACCUCCCCCAAGCUUUUUAGCAGUUCGGGUAACAGACAUUCGCCCUUACAGAAUUCAUAAAUCAGUAUUCCAAAAAUUGAGAUAAUGCAUUUGAGAAGUUCGUGAGAGUGGGUUGGAGAUAAUGAAUAAAUCAUUUUUUUCAACUUGAGUUUCGUAUGCAUGUACAGGUGACGCAACCUUGCGUUAUGGAAAAUCGCGAUGCGGGCCAGAUUCUAGGAUCACAAACCUCCCACAUAACAUUGGAGUUGAUUGUAAUUUCAGUAUAUUUGGUAUGGGAAAUUAAAAUAUAUGUGAAUUGGGAGUCAUGUUUUGAGACUGGAAUUAAGGUCAGCAUUGAGAACAUUUACCUUGUAAUCACAACAGAAGUUAAUUGGUAUGCCAAAAUCUUUAAUUUUUCAAAAAUGGCAUUGCGCAUUUCGAGCGUUCACUAAUAUUUUAGAAACAUAGAAACAUAGAAAAUAGGUGCAGGAGGAGGCUAUUCAGCCCUUCGAGCCAGCACCACCAUUCAUUGUGAUCAUGGCUGAUCGUCCCCAAUCAAUAACCCGUGCCUGCCUUCUCCCCAUAUCUCUUGACUCCACUAGCCCCUAGAGCUCUAUCUAACUCUCUCUUAAAUCCAUCCAGUGAUAUGGCCUCCACUGCCCUCUGUGGCAGGGAAUUCCACAAAUUCACAACUCUCUGGGUGAACUUUCUCACCUCAGUCUUAAAUGGCCUCCCCUUCAUUCUAAGACUGUGGCCCCUGGUUCUGGACUCGCCCAACAUUGGGAACAUUUUCAAUUGCAUAUUCAAUUUUUGCAUGCAAAAUAUUUGAAAUCAAUUUUUUUUUUUUUCAUAGAUAUUCUACAGUUUAUGUUUUAUAUUAAGCCAGCCUUUAGUGAAAAGGCUAGAAUGAUAUAAGAGGAUUUGUAAAUGAUUUAUGCGUUUAAACUCACCAAAAUUGUUGUUCUAGAGACAAAUGGUAAUUAUUUUGUUACACGUUAUACAGAUCAUUUAAGAGAAAUAAUUUAAUCUUGCACUGUUUCACGAUAUGUAUAUAAAUUACAUUUGGUUGUAGAAAAUGCUGAAUUUGGAUUUCUGGACAUAAUGGAUUGCCUUGAUUAUUAAUUACCAUAAACUGCUAAGUGAGUGAUCCUGUUUUCUCAAUCCCGACAAUCUACCCUGAUGCACCUUCGGGAAAACAAUUUUCAACAUUAAAAUACAUUUGGCUUUUUUUCGCCUAAUAAGUUGGGUCAGUUUUGUAAAAAGAUCAAUGAAUGUCUUGGAACCUUAAUUAACUAAACCAUUAAUAAUGCACAAUAUAAUAUUUCACAAUUUAAUUGCUUUGUUAUAAAUAAACCAACAUAAAAAUGCAGACAGCAACAAUGUUAUGGCUAAAUGCAAAAGUAGCCAUGUCUUGUUUGAACUUUUUUUUACAUGUCAUGUUAAGAAUGCAACAUAGCAGACAAUGCCUUGCUCGAAGUAAAAUAUAUUUUAUCAUCUUU